CUCCGACUCGGUCUCCUCCUCUUCCGCGCCCUCCACCAUGUCUGACCUCUCGAGCAAGUACGUUCUGCAGACCGCCGGCUUUGACGCCCGGUUCCCCAACACGAACCAGACGAGGCACUGCUUCCAAAACUACACCGACUACUUCAAGUGCAUAGCCGCCAAGGGCGAGGAAUUCGCCCCCUGCAAGCAGUUCAAGCGGGCGUACAACUCUCUCUGCCCCAACGAAUGGAUCGCGAAGUGGGAUGAGCAGAGGGAGAACGGUACAUUCCCGGCCUCGCUUGAGCCCUGAAUGACCCGAUACUUCCCGGAGUCUAUCGUUCGAGGUCUUUGCGGUCUACACUGUUCGAUGACGCCUCUAGAACUUCAAUCAUAAUGUCAUUCUAUCACGGGGGCAAAUGUCAUGGCGGCACACAGGCUACAUAGUUCCCUGUGAUGCAUCAUGUAUGUAUGACUAGUCGCGAAGUGCAUUCAUUCAUUCGUGGACCCA
Molecule: messenger RNA, 487 nt
Organism: Rhodofomes roseus
Lineage: Eukaryota; Fungi; Basidiomycota; Agaricomycetes; Polyporales; Fomitopsidaceae
Product: cytochrome c oxidase subunit VIb
Exons: 6
Coding region: 38-289 (83 amino acids)
Cellular component (GO): respiratory chain complex IV; mitochondrion
Source: RefSeq, a predicted model, not a curated record